AUGCAAAAUCACCCCGUCGCUUUCAGUUUCAUGACUCAUCGAGUCGCUAAGGACGCUGUACGCUUUUACGACUACUCUGUAACUGCCAGUGGUGUACAUUUCUCAGGUGAGAGAAAAAAUUGACUUGUUUUUGUGGCUAGAUUGUUAUGUAGAACGCAUCUUACAUCUCCGCUUACAGUUAAACACUCAUGUUACAAAGACAAACUGUCAGAAUGAAACAGGGAUAUCGUACUCGACAAUUUGCUUUCGGAAAUCUGAGACAUAACAUUCAUAGGCGUAGAAUGAAACAGAAUGGAAACUUUACGAGCCGUACGAAAAUCCGUGAAGAACCAAAAUAAGAUCAAAUAAGUGAAAUUUGAGAACCCUCGUACAUAGCGGCAGCAUUAGUGACACAUAGCGGCAGCAUUAACUAAAUAUGAAAAUAGCACCAUAGCAACGUCGCAGCGGAAAAAUCUUGAUCGAGUUUUACUUCUGAAAUAGAGCUAAAAUAAAGGGGGAAACGUAGUAAUUCCUUUUCACUGGCAAUAACAAAACAUCUUAGCGAGGUUCAGAACAAGUGAAUUUGUGUCACUGUCAAUCUGAUUAAAUUUUGUGUCUUCCUGUCGGGUGUUACUAACUAUGAAUCAGUAGACCGCGGAACCUCCGCAACCUGCGGAAUCCUAUUUUUUUUUCAUAGAAAAUUAAUGAAAUAAAAUAGAACUAAGAAGACCUCAACACUGUUUGAAGGUUAGUUUUCGGUCUAAAGAAGAUGACUUUAAAGGAGAUAUAUGUUUUAAUUGUCUUUGACGUCCAACAUUAACCCUACAAGCGUAUGUAAUGUCAUAAGGAUCAAUCAGCAUUAACCAAUCCUUGUCUGUUAAUGAUGGAACCAUAAUUUUGAAAGUUCAAACGGUUUGCGAUAUCGGAAUAACGCUUCAUCAGAAGGCUAGAAUUGGUGGUCUUUAAUUCCAUUUUAUUGUAAAAUGACCCUGGAAUGAGGAACACGAGUGUAAAGUAACAUCGUCGCAUAUGAUGCAUCGUUACUGCUUAACUUGUUGUCAUAUUGUUUUCUGUGUGGAUUUCGUUUACGCAUAAAUUAUCUGCGAGUGUUUUUACGUUUCAUCUGUUGUAUCGCGAAGAAUUUCUGGGUAGCCGGAGUGAAUAUGCAGAGUUUUGCUCCUAGUGGAUUCGUUUGAUUGGCUUUUCUCACAGGCGUAUCUUGGAAAUAAUCACCUGGAGGAAAAGCAGAUGAACUAAAACCGAGCUGUUUCACACUUGUUCCUUCUUUACAAGCUAUUCAUUCAUCAAAAAAAUGGUAGUCAAACCAUUUUGUUAGCUUAUAGUUGAUAGUUGAUCUGUUGCCAGUUUAGAGUUGGCUGAAAUCAGCGAUUAGAUAUAGUGAAUGGGGAAACGAGAAAGAUCAAAGUGACGCUAUGAUUAACUCGCCCGUGGAUAAACUAUGCAGAUGAGAAUUUAGAAUAAACAGUGACUUAAAACCAGUGACCCUGUGAUUCCAAUGAACAGAAUUGGGCUUCUGGAAACUAAAAAGACUUUGGGUAGCUGGUGGAUUAGUAUUCAAGAUGAAGAAACUAAAGAAUUGAUGUUCCCACAGCUAUAUUAAUUUUGCUAUAUUGUUUAUACUUCUGCUGUAAAGAAAGCAUUAUUUUAUGGCAAUUAUGAUAGCAAUGUAAAGAUUAUGCAUGACUGGCUCCUACUUUCUGCACAUCCACGGAUAAAAACCGAAGAGAUUUCAUUGUUGGCGGAACAAAACAGCGAAAACAGCUAGGCUGUCAUCUGUUGAGAACGACAAAUUCAUAAAAUCUUUAAAGGGAGAUAUACCUUUAGAAGUAGGACCAAAUAGAGAGUUGUAUCUAGUAUUAUUAGUUGGACUAAGUGCAUUUCACUAUUCUAAUUUAUGAAAAAAAAAAAAAAAAAAAAAAAAAAGAAAAAAAAAAAGAAAUGAAGAGUUUGCACGUCAUCUUGUCCAAUGCUUCUUAUUUAGGUAUGGAAGUAUUCCAAAAAAAUGUCUAUCUACUUAGCAAAGAGGAAUCAAAGACAUUGACCCUAUCAGAAAUUGCAGAAUUGAGGAAAGGAAAACAGUACCAAAGUCGCGUGAAAUUUUUCCAAGACAUGAAAGAUGAUGAUGUGAGAAACUUGCUUGAAAACAAGUUCUCCCCUAUCUUGUCAAAUAAAAGGUAAAUGCAGACUGUGUGGUAAGUACUUCAUAACGUACUAUGGUAAUGAUACUCAUUAGUAAACCAGCGCAGAACGAUUCACAUGACUUUGAUUUAUAAAGAAAUUUGAAGAAUCACUUUUGCGUGUAUGCAAACCAAACCUCUUUAACUUUUUUUUCUUAUUAUUAUUUAGGUUUUCGUGUGCAACACGAGACGGACAGACUAGCGCUCGAUUAAAUUUUCAUGGUGAACACCGUGUUUGGGAUGGACGAACGAUUAAAAGAAAAGUACAAGGCGGGUCGGCCUUGUAUUUAGUCCUGGAGGACGAGGUACACACGAUAUAUAAAACAAUCAUAACACCGUUCAGUUUUGAAGCUUAUUGUACCCUCGAUACUUCCGGAUUUAGUAUCUUUUCGUUUUCGUUACUUUCUGGUAUGCCCCUCUGCGCUAAGCCAUUCGUAAAAUGUGGGAACAUAUAUGAUUUUCUUAAUCAAGACUGAAAAGUUGUCUCCAGAUAGUGAAUGAUAAAGAAUAAAUUUUCAACAGAAACAUUGGUGAUUGGUGUGACAAUAUUGCUCGCAAAGACCAAUGAUAAAAUGUCAUUUUUUCAACUACUGGCAAUUUCCAAAACUCUAUGAAAAGUUAGAUUACAUUCCUGAAUGCUCAUAAAGAUGCAUUUAUUAACGCCAAAAUGAAAUGGUUUCGAAUAAAAAAUGAAAUAAUUUUUUCAACAAUAUUUCCAUAUUUAAAAAUCAGCCGGUCUUCAACUCGGUGUCACCUGCAAGAGGAACUCCUUCAUCUUUACAAGGUACACAAGGACGACUUUUUCUUCAAUUUUUGUCUUCUCUGGUUGUUACCAAACUCUUCCUUUCAAACCUGAAACUUGCAUGUAAAGCAUAAAUUCAUUUUCAUAUCAGGUCAUUUGUCGUCCACCAGCUUCUACCACAACUCUAAAAAUGGCCAGACUGUAAGUGAUCUUUUAAAUGAUAACGCACGCAGUGAACCUACCAUUUAUUUUCUCACAUGUGUUCAACAAUGAAUUUUCCUUGUAAAUAAGCAAAAUUACAGUAUCCCUAUUUAGGGCAGAGACGCCAUUUAUACGGUCCCACUGGUGCUUUUUACUGGUGUUUUGGAAUCAGAACUUGAAUCACAAGAUUCAUAACUCCACUAAGCUGCAGGGUUUUAAGUCAUUACUUUGAUUAAAGAAAUUUCUGUUUAUUUAAGGUGUCAUGGACACAAACACCUCAAUCCGCUACAACAGUCACAUCUUUGAAAACAACUAACUCAACAGGCAAGUUGAUUUUUUAAUUUGUAUUUUCUCUUACAUCAUGAAAGGUAUGGGUCCAUUGAUUUUCUUCUCAUUUGAUACAAAUAUUUCAAGUGAAAAAUUACAAAACAUAUGAUCAUGUUUUGUAAAUUUCUUCGCCACACGUGUCAUAAGAUAACGGAAUAAUGGAUUGAAAAUUGGUUGAUCGGCGUAUGUAAGAAUCUAAUUGACUAAAUUUCCUUCAGUUAGGAAAGAAGCGAUUUGAAUAACAUCUGAAUGUCAUAUAGGUCAAGGUGCAAGCAAAAUCACUGAUUAAGUUUUAUUUCAACCAUCCUGAUGUGUCAAGGCAUUUGCAAAGUACCGAAGUCUGGAGCAGGAGCUUGAAAGCUCCCUGUUUUACCAACUUUAAAUGAUCGUCUUAACUGUAUUGCGUUGAUUUUGGGAAUUAUUGUGCCAGUCAUGGUAUUUAGGAUAAUUUAGUUGCGAAGACAUGCAUUUCUCUGAUCCUGAGGUAAGAUUAUGUGAAAGUAAAAAACGAUUAUAACAUAGCUAGUAACUUUGUCUAAUCAAAUUCAAUUGCGCGAGCAUGCAUCAUAUUCUUAUUGUGCAUGCUCAUGACGUCAGCAAACAAAUCCCUCGAGAAAAAAAAUUUUCCUUCGGGUUGAAAAUGUUAUAAAACAAUUGGUUCAAACGUCAUCUGUCAUCUGAUAGUGUAAAACUAGCCAGUAGGACGCAUGAAAACUAAUGGCGUGAUAAAAUGUUCUAAAAUAUGUGUUAAAACCGUUAAUUAAAAUAGCUCAUUAAAAUAGAUCAUUAAAAUAGAAGAUCGUUAAGUUCAGUGCAUUCCUCACGGGAGUUCAGUACUGGCUAGUUUUACACUAUGCUAAUUUACAGUGGCACCUCCAACGUUUAAAACCAUAGCGCAAAUAUUUUAUCGUCCUCCCUGAUGAUGCCGUAGAACGGCGAAAGCUCGGAGUGAAUAAAGAAAGAACCACAGUAGCACUUAAAGGCUUCAUUUGAUCAAUAUCCCACAUCAUUACGACAUGCUACUAGAGGACACGUUCAAACGUUUAAUAUUUUUUAAGUUUGCUUCUCCUUUUGUUGUAAUUGUGUUAACUCUCUUAUAAUUCUUUAGAAAACGCUGUAGAAACGACGCAAUGGGAACGCGAUAUGAAUACAAAUAAUCCUGGGUGGCUUGUAAGUGAAUUCUGUUAUCAUGUUCAAGUUUGUUUUUAUACUAGGAAUUUCAUUCAAUGAGAGAAAGAAUACAAUGGAAAAUGGUGAAAGAUAAUCUAUCAAAGAUAAUCAUCCAGCAAUCCCGUUACUCUCUCCUAACCCAGUUCAAAUAUAAUGCAGCAGUCCUUCUUCAGGAGACACCUUCACUGCAUACUACUCUUGGUUGGAAAAGGGGGGUCCUGAGUAAAUUUUAGCGGAUAUUUUUUAAUUAAAAAAAGAAAUUCUGAAUUGAGUAAAAGUAGACCACUGCUCAUUCUAUUCGUAAGCAAGACCACAGAACCGAGAACGAUUUCAACAGAGUAAAAACCAGUGGUCGAUCUUGAAUCAGAAAUAGACAGCAAUUAACCUGGCUCCAGGUUUUUGUUACAAAAAUUACCAUGUUACUUCAAUCAAAAUUUUCAAAUAUUUGCAGAAAUCGCGAUAAUAACUAUCAACGCCCAAGUCUGACUUUUCUUUUCAGUGGUUAGUGUAUAGCAUAAUUUAAGGAAACGCCAUUCUUGUUUUUCAAUGCUGUUAAUUCAAGCACUUAAUUCUAUUAUUUUUUCUCUGUUUAAUACGUAGGGUGAUAACCUAAACGCUCCCAACUCGCCAGGUAAUUCUGAUUUUCAUAUGUCAUGUCAUAACUCUUGGUGCGAUGUUGGUUAGUUCAGAUUUUCUGUUAGAAACUUUAGUCGCCGGAGAGUAGAGUGAAGUAGUAAAAGGACAUUAUCCACGUCGUGGAAACAAGAAACUCGAGCUAUUGAAAUUUAGCCGAAGAAUUUAAGAGCAUCCGUUAGUCUACCAAAAUUAGACUAUUGACACAGUAAUCAUAAACGUACGGCAUUUCAAUUCAUUUCAAGACAUCCAUUUGGAGAGUCUCGAGGCCGCUUUAACAGUUGAAACGAAAUCAGGGACCUCAAUGUUGACCAAUAGAAAUCAAGAACAAAAUGAGGUAACAUUUUCAAUUAAACAAGGCAUCUUUUAACAUACUAUUUGGUGUAAUGGUGUGAUUCAAUGGAAUGAUGUGAAUGCGAAAAGAUAUGUGCAUUAUCUAGAUUAAUUGAGAUAAAUACAAUCUAGAUAGGCUAAUGAGCAUAAUUACUUUCUUAAUUGGGACAAAACGUCACUCAUAUCUUUCAAAACUGUCCUAUGCACUCUUUGAAUCGACUUCAUUGUAAAUGAAAUGAACAUCCAGCAUCUCUGGCACAAAUGAGGCACCUUUUAAAUCGAUUGUUCUUUUUCUUUUUUACCAACUACAAAAUCAGAUUCCCUCAACCGCCACUGAUGCCCUUCAAAGCGAUGACAGUGCUUUAAGUUCCUCAGGAGGUGGGCCAGGAAAGCUUGUUUAUCCACUUUUUAACAUAAAUUGAAAGUGUGAUAUACACGUCAAAACUCCUUUGGUUUGCAUAGAUUUAUUUUAGUUGGUAAUUUUCAUGUUUAAAAUCUACUUUGGGUAAUUUUGGAUUGACAUCUUAGACAUUUCAAUAAACCGAGUGAUAAUGAUUUCGAUUAUUUGAUAUAGAAACCGUUUCUCAGAAUGGAAUAUUCAGUGCCCAAGAAACAACGCAAGAGGAUCGAGUGACAAAGCCAAUCAGGGUACGUUAACCUUUAUUAGUUGUAUCAGUGCACCUUGAGAGGCAAUCAGAAAACUAGUAAAAUCUUUUGUUAAAUACCUGUUAUUUCUUUGACUGGACCCUUUUAUGGUUGAACUUUGGUCGAUCAACUAGGUUUUGUUUUUAGGGUAUGUAUCGUCUGUAACAGUCAAGGUUAGAGCUCAGCCAACUUAUUUAGUAUAUGCUUGUUAUUUUCCGAUUUCGAACAUUUGGUUUUGAAUUGAUUUUAAGAUCUCCGACGUUUAUGGUGUAUGCCGACACAGUUGGAUAUUAAUUUCUUAAAGUAAAUAUGUAUGCGUUUUUCUCCAAUGUACUGUAGUUGAUGGAGGAAGAUUGUUUGAUAAGCGACAAAAGUGAUUCUUCCGGAAAAUCUGACAGUGGUAUCCCGUCUGAAGGUGAGGUUGGCCGAGAAAAUAGUAUCUAAGACGAGACUGGGUAAGCCUGAUUUUUGUAACAAAGUUACGGGAAAAAAUGAGACAAAAAACUUAACGAAGUUAGCUGUAUAAACUUUUCCCUGAAACGCUAAGCUGAAACAGGACGUCGAAAUCCCAAGAAGUAGACUCUCUUUAUCGACAGCUAAUUUAAAGAAAAAAAACUCAUGAAAGGCAUUGGUUUGGAAAACACUUAUCGUGUGGUUCAGUGUUAGCCACAAAUUUAAUUAUCACCGGUAUUACUCUAAUUAUGGAGGUGUAAAUUACACGAUGUAGAUCUGGAUUGACGUAGGCCAGUAAAUAGCGUGCUCGAAUACGGAUGAAGAGGUCUGGAUUCGAGCGAUGGCCUGGGCAUUCUGUUGUACUCCUGGGGAAAACUUUCUUUUCUUUAUAUCUCCGCUGAUGUGGAUAAAUGGCAACCAUACAAAUAUGAUCACUAGGUAAAGUGAACAACAUCCUAUCUCGUACCCAAUCAUGUUAUAAAGCUGCAUUUCGAAAUGGUAAAACACAUAACAACUAUAUUCGUUAUGUUCUUACUAAUAUGUAACUAGAUGAUGUGAUUUUAUUUUUACUUUCUUUGUGUCUGGAACUUCGUCUUAGAUUUAAAUUGCUCAAUUUUGCACUAUUGUUCAUACAGCGAGCGCAUGUCCUGCCCAAGCUCUCAACCGACCCAUAUCUCUACGAAUACAAGAUGCGAGAAUGAAACCCGCAGAGGGGCCUUUGCAGGUAGAUUCGUGUUUUGCUCUUCUGAUUUGUUAAUCAAAGUUACAGGAGCGAAAACUAGAGAUAUUAUUGAAUAAUAUAUCAUUUGGGAAGGAGUUUCUCUUUGUUUUCAUGGUAAUGAUAUGCUUGCAAAGAUUUAGCGUUCUCGUUGGUUGAGAACAGGUCAAUUUAUCUCAAGCAGGACAGAAAGUUGAAAUUAAGUUAGUGAGAAAGAGCGCAAACACUUAUUUAUUCGCUAAAGAAAGUUAAAAAUCUCGUGGCAAAUUCUUGCGGGAAAACCCUUACAACUCCGGCAACAAGAAUGAUCACAUUUCCGCAAUUUAAUUAGCAAACAAACACACCAACAUCUGCUCAUGAUAUUAGUGAACUCCAGCUAACAAACAAACAUGCAAAAGGCGUGAAUUUUGGAUAUUUUUCCCCUUCCUUUUCAUUUAGGGCGGAGGAUUAUUUCGUGCAGUUAUAGAUGAAGAACUCCCUCGUUCAAUGGAAACAGGUUGGGCAACAUUUGGCGAUAAGUCCGUGAAAGUAUGGGUAUCGAGAGAUGGUCUUUCUCUGUUUGGAGAGGAAAUUCCUCGUAAGUGUCCGCUGUUUUUCUUUGAUUUUGCUAAAAAAUGAUCUUGCACUGCUCUCAGCCUUCAUUUUACUCAGUGGUGGUGCCAGAGGGUUUAAUUCCUCGCCGACGUAUGCAAUGUUUGUUAUCCUUCUUCUUAACCUUCUUCCCCCACCAAAUCUGGUAGAGUUUCUUCAGCUUAUAUGUUCAGGUGUAUGGAAACACUUACUUCAAAACAAAUCGUCAAAAGUCUAUGUUACAUUGUAUGAAUAAUUUUUAUUAAAUAGGUGGUGACGUGCCAGGACCUGUUACCGUGAUAUUCAGUAGUCUGAACGGUGAGUGUGUGGCAAAGUCGACCUACACUUACCAGGAGCGUAAAAAUUCAACAACCCUACAGAUUAAACGAGCUCUUGAUGAGAUUGAGGAGUGUGUAAAGCGUCUCAGGAGCGAGCCUGACUCAUGUGACGAAAGUGAAGAAUUGGCCAAGGAAAAUUUCCAUGAGUCAGGUAAAAUUUUUUACACUGUUUGAACAAAUAACCGUCUCAAAAAUUUUAUUGCAGGAAAUAAUUAGAUAGAGAGGUUCGUAGACUCAGAUAAACUUGGGAUGGUCAGGAUAACGCUCAAGCUUUUUCCCUAAUUGUUUUUAUAUUUACGGAAGUGCUUGGAAAUCAUCACUGGGUUAAUUUAUUUAUAGGGGGGCUCCUUCCGCGAUCCUCUGAAUCUUUGUAUCAAUAAUUUGUAUUAAAUAGGUGGUGACGCGCCAGGACCUGUUACUGUUACAUUCGCUACACUGAACGGUGAGUGUGUGGCAAAGACGACUUCCACUUACAAAAAGUGUGAAAAUCCAAUGACCUGGCAGAUUACGCACUUUAAACGAGCUCUUGAUGGGGUUGAGGAGUGUGUAAAGCGUCUCAGGAGUGUGGCUGCCUCAUGUUAUGAAAGCAAAAAAUUUGCAGAGGAAAAUUGCCAUGAUUCAGGUAAAAUUUUCACCUUGUUUGAAAGAAUUGUCGCCUCAAAAAUUUUAUUUCAAGGGAUAAUUAGAUAGAGAGGUUCGUAGACUCAAAUAAACUUGGGAUGGUUAGGAUAACACUCAAGCUUUUUUUUCUUAUUAUUUCUUAUUUACGGAUGUGCUUGGUAAUCAUGUCUGGGUUAAUUUCUUUACAGGGGGCUCCUUUCGCGAUGCUCUGAAUCGGCAAAAUGAUGCGUUAGCAGUCCUAGAAAAACAAUUAUUAUCAAGCCGAUUUAUUUGUAUGUGGAAGGAAAUAUUUUCGUAACUGAAGUUAUGCUUUCUCUUUCCUGUGUAUCUUUUUAUGACUUGAAUUAGUAACUAAUCAACAAAUGAUUGAGAUGAUGGUAAAAACUUCAAUUAACUCGACAUCCCCCACCAGCCUUCUUUUAUCGGGCAUGUUGAACUGAGAGUUAUUCAUAUAAAGUCAAUCGCCAUUGAAAGUGUCUUCUCAGAAGGCACUUAACAUUUUGAAAUAAAGGGUCAUUAUUUUUACUAGCGUGUACUAAAUUUACGAGAAUGCUGUAGUAGUAAGUAUGUACAUGUGGAUUAUUUCAACUUUUGUCAUUACUGGGAGCUAUAAAGAUUGCAAUAUAACUAGAGAACUGUAUACUUUAGUUCUGUGAUACGAAAUCUUGGUCAUGACUGAAUUGUACCAUGAUACACUGAUUCUUUGUUUAACAUGAAUGUUUAUGCCGACCGUGUCAUUUCUCAGGGGUAACACAAGUGGUGAAAGCCCAAUUAGGUGAGGAGGGUUAUUUUGGAGAUACAGAAAAAUCUGACACAGAGAGUGAAGAUUCUUAUCGUAUGGAUAAUAACGAAGUCGAAAUAGAAGAAGGUAAGUUUCUGCCUAUAUGCAUGCUGGUGCUCUAAGAUAACUAAUGUCGCAAAUUUAGAAUUAAGGUAGAGGAUGAUCCAAUUAAUUGCGGCUAAGUUUUCCGGAAUGCACCGAGGGGAAAACUUAUGGCUUAAGAUGUAAUCCGCAGGCAACAAAAUUGGCGGGGUUUUUUUUACAUCAUUAAUUUUCAAUGUGCAAGGCUAAUUGUUUUUUUUAGCUUUCUACGUGAUUUGUUGCCCAAGAAGUCUUAACAUUCCUGCUGCUUCCAGCUCGCUGUUAAGAUAAUAGCGUAUAGCUUCCAUAUUAAUUUCUUUGAUGACAAUCGUAGCUCAAUAGGUAGAUCCAGCAGUAUCAUCAUUAUUCAAGCCUGCCAGAGAAUAAACAGAGGAGGAGUUUUAUCUAUUCCAAGGUUACUCUGGGAUAAGAAUGCUAAAUGCUAAUGUUAACGCUUCUCCUACGUCAUAAUGAUGUCUGGCGUCUUAUUUGCCCGUUUGGAUGACCACCAAAUUAAUUAUGAGAUAGCUCAUAACCUCAUAUCUUUUGGACAAGAAAAGUGCUCGGGGGCUCGGCUCGUCGGCCAACACGCCCGCGCAUAAAUUUAUUUCCUAUUCUAUUUAUUUCUCCUAAUCAGUAAAACUAGCCAAUCGGAUGUCUAUAAGGAUUCGGUCUUAGUCUACCAAGAUGACGGAAACAAAACCUUUCUUGUGCUUAGGAAACUUUAUCGGUCAAUAAUGCAAAGAUAAAUUACUGACGUAUGAGCAACAGCUUGUCGAUCAUCGAGAAUAUCUCUGUGUCUGUCUAUCAUUAUCGCUUCUGCACUUUUUCACCAUAACCAUUUUGCUGCGUAAUGAGUCUUCGCAUGCACUCUUUGUAACUCUAAGUUAUUUUACCUCCUUCGUAUGACUUUAUGCACGAACACCGAUGAUACAAGAAUAAACUACUGGUGCAUUAGCAGCAGACUGUUGAACAUCACGAACAUCUUUGUGUCUGAUUAUCAUUUACGCAAGGAAAAUUUUAUCGUUUCCGUACAUUUUCUCUGCAACGAAUUUACUGAAUAAAACCUGUUAACGCUUUGUAGCAUGCACUCUUUUUAACUAUGAGCUAUGGUACUUUUAUCAGGUUGUUCUAGCGACAAGUGCAGCUGGAAACGUCGGAUGACAAAGGACAUUAUGAAUGGUCACCUACUACACGAGCUGAUUGGGAACAAGUGGAGAGACCUGGCACGACAACUUAAGUUCACAGAGGCUGUCAUUGGCUUGAUCGAGAGUGACAAGGGCGCUUCUACUAACGAAUGCUGCAUUGCGGUCAUCGUAAAGUGGAUUAAUCAGAAGGGAGAGGAUGCUACUGUCGAAAAGUUUGCUGAAGCUUUAAUAGAGAUAGGGCUUAGGGGCGUAGCUGAAAAACUUCCGUGUAUGUAA
Messenger RNA from Pocillopora meandrina, 11214 nucleotides. The record is from the annotation of a GenBank genome assembly. Lineage: Eukaryota; Metazoa; Cnidaria; Anthozoa; Scleractinia; Pocilloporidae.